AUGGUGUCUCGGGAGCAGAAGGCAAGCUGGGCAGCCGAGCAGAUAGCCCUUGCGAAGCUGCGUGUGGAGGAGGACUGCUUGGAUUGGAGCAUCAGCCAGGAAAAACAUGGUUUCCCAGGUCUUUCUCGCGUGGGUGGUGUGGAUGUGUCGUUCUUUGCAGAUGGAACCUAUGCGAUUGCAGCUGUGGUGGUGCUUAGCUUUCCCAGCUUGAAGGUGAUUUACGAGCGCAGUGCUGCUUUUCGGCUAUCUGUUCCUUACGUGCCUGGUUUCCUGGCCAUGCGCGAGGUGCCUGCAUUGAGUAAGCUGUUCCAGGACGUCCCGGCAGAUGUUGUACCGCAAGUCGUCCUUGUGGAUGGCAAUGGCGCUUUCCACCCUCGCCAGUGCGGGGCAGCUACCCAUCUUGGGCUUUCGAUCGGCUUACCAACGAUUGGUGUUGCCAAGGAUGUACAACAAGUGGGCCAAGUGAAUUCAUCCACAGCAAGGCGCCUGGCAACAACCCUGUCUCAUCCCGGACAGUGGGCUCCCCUUUGCAGCGUGGCAGCUCUACUAAAGACCAAAGGCAAAUGCCUCGUGGUCAGCCCUGGGCACCGCAUCAGCUUGCAAACAGCUGUAGCGCUUGCGUCCCAUCUUUGCCACCAUAAUUUGCCGGAGCCCAUUCGACAGGCAGAUCUGCGUAGCCGACAGGCAGUGCGAGCAUGGUAUGCGGGCGUCGAGUUUGAGUACUUGGUGGCUCCUCGGCUGAGCCAUUUGGAACAGAUGCUGGAGAUCAUGUCCAGAGAAACAUGCCACAGUCCAGCAGAAUGCCGAAGCGCCCCAAAGUCGCGGCCCAAGUGGGUCAUCAAGGAGCAGCCCAGGAAGUACUCUGAGGGAGACAUUGCGUCCUCGACUGCAGCACCCAGCGAGACGGAGGAAGCCCAGGAACUGCAGGAGAAUGUUUCCGGUGCUUCCUGGACUGGGCUAUUAUUUGGUUGGCUUUGCGUGUGCUUCACCAGGUAG
Molecule: messenger RNA, 996 nt
Organism: Symbiodinium natans
Lineage: Eukaryota; Dinophyceae; Suessiales; Symbiodiniaceae
Source: the annotation of a GenBank genome assembly